AUGGCGAGCUGGGUCGCCCUGAAUGUUGAACCGGACGACGGUAUUGAAGAGGAGGUAGACGAUACCAAGGAGCUUCAGAUCGAAGAAGCACUGAAGCUGUACCACAGUGCACUGAAGCUCCACUCGCAAGGCCCGGAGUAUUAUCCCCAGGCCGCUGAAGCAUACGACUCUCUUCUCAAUUCCGAGAUCUUCAAAUACCCCGAGUCCCUUUCCGAUUUCAAGAGGGCGGCUCUCCCAGAUACACAAUCUGCUGCUGCUGCCGACGAUGCUGCAGCCGAUCCAGUUGCAGAAUUUAAUGUCACCGAUUCCACUUCCAGCCUUUUCCAGACCCUUUACCUCUCUUAUAAAAACCACGGCAAAUACCUUCUCGACUCGCUUCACGAAUCCCUGCGAAAUACUCCCCAGAGCUCCGAGACGGCGCAAGAAACUGCACGAAAGACAGCGGGGGUGACAAAAGAUGCGGUGAGGUCGUUUGCAGAGGCGCUCGAACGCGAUGAUACCGACCUCAAUUUGUGGAGACAGUGUGCCAGACUCGGCAGUGCUCUCCAAAGUUAUCGCCUAAAUCGCUUUUGUCUCGAGAGCGUCCUGGCGGAUGAUGAUAAUCGCCUGGAGGUGCGAUCGGCGCAGCUGGGCCUGGAGGAAAUAUUUUCGGAGGAGCGCCUACGAAGUACACUUGGACACAUUUUCGAUGGGCUGUCCGCCUCCCAAAUUCCGGUCAAGAAACCGAGAAAGGCCCUCGAGAAAUAUCUUAAACAGCACGCUGAUCUAUAUUCGUACCUGCCUGCACUGCCAACCGAUAUACAAUCCCUAGAUCCGGCCAAGGGCCCUCUCGCACUCUCAACUUUGCGCCGGGAAAUAAGACCAUCCGAAGGAACAUGGGAAGCGGUUGGCAAAGCACUUCUUCAAGCGCUGGAUAAUGAGGAAAGUGCCUCUCUCGCUGCUGUCCCCAGUCAGUCCAUUUACGUUACUCUACCACCCAAGAGUUCGGAGGCACUUGAUUCUCUUGAAAACGAGGACAUGGACAAAACUUCCGAACCUGGUGCGACCGCCAAAGUCGAAAAUGAAGAUGUAGAUAUGAUUGAGGAGAACCAACAAGAUGGAGAACCGGCGAACCCAGAGAUGGAGAAUCCAGAUACGGAGAAACCCACAGACGAAGUUGCGCAGGACCCAUCAGAACCGGCAGAGGAACAGGCUUCCUUUGAUCAAAGCGCAGAAAAACAGCUGAUGGAAUCGCUGGAAGGUCAAUCUGUCCAACCACCCGAGAAACAUGCUCCAGAGGACGAUGCCAACAAUGAAGAAGCGGAACCAAAGUCUCCGUCUGACACCCGAAAAAGAUCAUCCGCAUCAGCUGUAAACGACGACCAGCCCGAAGGAGGAAGAAUGAAAAGUCGACGAACACGAGCUCGAGAGUCGAAUGCUGACGCGUUGGCUGAGCCAGAUGAAGUUGCCUUUGACCAAGAGAAAUACUAUGAGGACCGCCUGGAAAUCUUUGUCAAUGCUGAUGACUGGAUGUUCAACACUCUUGGCUCCUUAUACUCAAAGGUUGGGAUCGAAGCUUUGGGAACCAUCGAAACCCUCAGAAAGCAGGUAGCGGCUCUGAACGAUUCCGAUGAGGCCGCCCAGGAACCUGAGAUCCGGCUUGUUCAAGAUUUACGCGGCAUCUUCAGGAGCUGGAAUGACGAGAAAUCUCGUUUGAUGCAGCAAAAAGAUGAUCUUUCCUCCUUGAAAGAUAUUCGCGGCACCAGCAAGUCUGGGUUGUCAGUAUUUCUUGAACACUCAAGGAAAGGCAUUCGGAAGCCCUUCCUUCAGCAGGAGUUAUCCUCAGGCGAGGAGCUGUACCGGUUUUCGGAUACAGUAAACAAUAGCUGGCUGCAUCCACAUGAGACAUCGUACGAGUGGCUUAAAUGUCUUCUCAUGCCGGAGUUUGGGCAGCAACCUUCGCAAUGGCCUGUAAUGAAAUCAACAUAUCUGUCGUUCUUGUGGCCUAGUGAACUCAAAGAGACGGUCGUGAAGCUUCUGCUCCGUGAAGAUGAAUUCAUCUUUACUAGGAUGAGUGAACUCAUUGCAAACAUUGAACGCCGUAUCCUCGAGUCAAGCUCCGAAGCUCCUUUCGAGUAUCAGAUGAACUACUUCUCCGAAGUUGAAAUGAUUCAGUCCAUCUACGAACUUCAUGUGGAUGUUUUUGCGUCCGUUGUGAACCCCAGCAGCGAAGCUAUUCGACACAAACGAUACGUCCAGACCGACCGCCUGGCCAGAUGGGGCAUUCUCGCUCGAUCGGCGCUGCACUUUCUUAUUGACUACUGUCCGUCUGAAAUAUGCCGCCAAAAUAUCGCACUUCGUCAUCUGUGGGCAUCAACAUUUCAUAUGAUCCUUGGCGGCGAGGCUCAGCGCGAGCAUAUCUUGCUUUGUCUCCAAGACUUGAAGCACAUCCUUCAGACCAUUGGUGAUCCUUGCAUCACCCUUUUGAACAAUUCUACCUUGUCUGAAUUAUCUGUUGCGACAGUAGAUCAGGAGGUUCUCAAGCUGAAGUGCAUGGACUUCUUUGCCAAGAUUUUUAAUCCAGAAGACGAAGAUCCUGUGUCGCUCAUUGAAGCCAUAGAGCCGAUCCUUGAACCUUCAUCCAUUGAGUACCCAGAAGGAUCCCCCGAGCAGGAUGGCCUGAAUGAUCUCUCGUCUACCUCCAGCGAGAUGGCUUCAUUCCUGGACCGGGGUGAUGCUACAUUGCGACUCUUCUUGUGGCGAAGGCUCCAAGAGGCAUAUCAGGCUAUCGACUAUCCGCCGAAAGUUGUCUCAUGCUAUCUGCGGAGUAUUGAGGUCAUUAUGGCCGAGUUAGAGGAUGCAAAGAACCUUGAAGAAACGAGUCAGCAUCGCCAAAUCAUUUUGCUCGGCUGGCUUAAGUCCCUGGACGGAAUCCUGGGCAAGGCAAUCCCACUCAUUCUUCAACACCUUGAGAAAGCCUACGAGUGUGUGGAUAUGGAGCACCUGCAAGCUUCAAUCUCUGCAGUAGCUCGCCUUACCAGACUCGUUCAUAGCUUUGUAUUAUACGAGGAUUCAGUCCGUGUGGGCCAAGUCUCUGGACGUGAAUUUCGUGGAUCUCUGGCGAAAUCACUCGAGAACUUCAAAGAAAGAAUGCGGGAGCUCUACGUCCGCUGCUGGAUUUUGCAGUAUACUCUUUUCUUAGAAGCAAUCUCCCAGAACAAGGAUAUGUUUGACGAACCACUGGAAGAUCGCAUUCGGAUUCUUCGGUCUGUGCAUAAUGCGCUGGGUGUUCGUUCCAUGUGCAGAUAUUCCCAGAAACGGUUCCUGAAGCUCAUGAAAUCCGAGUUACUGGAUCUUGAGACGAAGGGUGAUUAUGAGCAUGAUAUCUGUCAGGUUCUGCUUGACCUCCACGGCAUCAAAUUGUCGCCUCUCGAUGGAACGACAGACCACGGGUGCCCCCCGGAGAAGCUAGAUCGCCCUACGGCCAUCAUGAUGAUCGACUUCGUGAUGAGACAGGCGCAAAACAUGAACAUGAAGGACUUAUCGAAGUCUGAACUGAAGACGACGAUUGAAAAGAUGCAACAGACCAUUGUUCCCGCAAAGCUCCCACCGUCGCCCCAAAUGUCUUUCAAUCGCCGUAUUUUUCACGGGUACAUCAAGGCCCCUGUCAAUCCUUCAAUUCUCCUCCGCGCUGUCCAGGGAGUAUUGGAGCUUUCAAUGAUGACCGUUCCAGGCGAGAAUGCAAAAAUUGCUGCCAAGGGGUGGUAUUUCCUCCUUGGUCAUGCGGCCCUGACAAAGUUUCGGUCUCAAAAACGCCUCAGCCCUGGCUCGACAACGGAGCUUGAUGAUGCCAUCAAUUUCUUCAGACAGGACCUUGACCAUGGGUCGGGAAGAUGGGAAACUUGGUAUCGACUCGCUCAGGCGUAUGACACCAAGUUGGACGAAGAUAUAACAUGGACUGCAGACAAAAUCAACAACAACCGCAGUGAUUUGGCAACCACGCAACGAUAUGCAAUUCAUUGUUAUGCAAUGGCCGUUUCAAUGGCUAUAAGAACUGCAGAGCCGACAAACGAGACUCGAGCGCUUCUAUCAGACCUGUACACUGAUUUUGGUAUUAGACUGUACUCAUCAUCUCGUGAACCGCUCUCAAUGGGGGCAUUUGGACUUUCGGAUUUCUCUCGGCAUUUCAGCAGCGAAGAAAGCCAGCAGAUGUAUAAAGGACAGCCUUACAAGGAGAUGUCCUUAUACUCUGUCUGGAACUUCGCCUGCAAUCUCCUCAGGAGAGCGCUGGUCGACAAACCCAAACGGUGGAUAACACAUUAUUUCAUCGGCAAAUGCCUCUGGAAAAUGUUUAGCAGCGACGACUCCAUGCGGACGACUUCAAGGCGGGUUGAAAUGCAAGACGUUCUAGAUGCUUUUCAUGAUGCCAUUUCAAGUCUUCCCCAGCGGAAAGAUUCGCGCGCCGAUCCGAUAUUUGAGCCGCAUUUCAAGCUUUUAUCUAUUGUGCAAAAAUUGGUCCUUCGAGGAACCAUGACACCGACCGAAGCUAGCGAAGCUCUUCAAGCCACCCCCUGGGCUCGCAAAGUGGAUGCACCUCGGAGCAUCGAAGGGUGGAAACCAUACAUCCUCGAGGUCAUCAGGAAGUUUAAGAGCGCGGAUAAGUCCAAUUGGCAUCACCGGAUGAGCGCUAAGGCUGCUCACGUUAUCUAUGAUGACGAGAAGAAUGCGACGGCCGCGGUGGCGGCCAAGCAAGAACUGUCACAGAUUUUCACCAAGACUCUCACAAUUCAAGUUUGGCGACCGGAAUUUGAGCGUCCUGGGAGGCAUUUUGUCUAUACCAACCGUUACGUUCACUUCUUUGUCAGUCUGCUUGACCGACUUGAUGAUCGUGCAAGCUUAGAUCAGCUACUGCGGCGAGUGAGAAAGAAGCAAGGAGAUUUCAUCAACCACACCAAACUGUGGGAAGAUGUCUGCUUGACUUAUGCAAAGAUGAUCCGCAGAGCCGCAGAUAUCAACGAGGGACACGAGGAGGGUGUUUUCAGACCCAUUGGCUGGGAAGAAUUCUCUACGAAAACAGCUCGGCUGGAGAAUUUGACACAACUUUCUCCGGAGAGUCUCCCUCUGCUCGAGCUGAUUCGUGACUCGCUCGAGUUGAAAAAGCUCAACAAUAACUUGAUGAAAGUUACCAUGUUUGAAGACCUCGUUGCGGAUUUAUACGCCCGGGUUUAUGAGCUCAAUAUGCCUUUGCUCAUCGAGCAGGUAAACGAGGAGAACAAAGAGAAGAUGAAGGUCGACCACCUUCUAAUGGCUGGGGAUGGAAAUACAGAGGCGUCUAACCCUGCAACCCCUCUUCCAGCUUCUGAUACUCCAGCCCCUCGUGGUCGAACAAAGGGAAUCGCUCGUCGUGAUGUUCAAAAGCGUGCCGACACGAUCGUCAACCUCAAGCUGGGACCUCGAACCGCGACAAGCAAGUUUACUGCCUCGGCUGAAGCAGACCAGUCCUCAUCCACUGCACAUGGUGCGAACGCAGCCGCCGCGCCCACUUCAAUUCCUCACGAGCCCGGGAAGCAGCCAUCGGCUGCCGAUGAUGGCGCUGGCGUUCAAAGAAGCGAUGCUAAUAGCUUCAACGACACUGCAGACGAGAGUGAACUUAGUGAAGUCGAAGGGACAAAACUAAACAAGUUGUCUUCGAAACGGAAGUCUCUUAUCCCUACACUUCAUAAAACAGAAUCAGGAGAUGUCGAUACCGAGACCGAAAAUGACGGUGCUGAUGAAGGAGAAGGAGAAGAUGAAGGCGAUGAGAACGACGAUGGCGAGGAUGACGAUGACCCUGCCACCACAGAAGCUGAAGCCGGUGGCGAGGAGGAACAAGGUGACGAUGGAGAAGACGAAGACAUUCAAGACGAGGACGAGACAGGCCCCACUGUUGACGAAAACAAAGCUGAUGAUGGCGAAGCCACCGAUAAGGAAGUGGACAAGGAUGGUACCAGCGAUGGCGGGACUGCGCAGCCCAGAGAGAAUCAGCCGGAUAAUAAGCACCACAGUGAUUCAGUCAAGGAUGAAGAUUCUGAGCAGCCAGAUGCCAUGGAUGUCAUGCCUGCUUGA
This is a messenger RNA of Penicillium canariense, 6084 nucleotides long. RefSeq names its product putative transcriptional corepressor of histone genes (Hir3) (gene hir3). The record is from RefSeq and is a predicted model, not a curated record. The coding region runs from base 1 to 6084 and encodes 2027 amino acids. Gene Ontology annotation, molecular function: nucleosome binding. The transcript has 4 exons. NCBI's taxonomy places the organism in Eukaryota, Fungi, Ascomycota, Eurotiomycetes, Eurotiales, Aspergillaceae. Gene Ontology annotation, cellular component: nucleus; HIR complex. Gene Ontology annotation, biological process: chromatin organization.